GCCCGGCCAGGGCCCCUUCCCGGCCCGGCCCCUGCCCCGGGGGGCCCCGCUCGGAGGGAAGGAAAACAGGUCACCUGGCCUCCCCCUCUCUCUUUGUUCUCCAACAACUUCCGCUGGCUCCUUGCAGAGGACGGGCUCUGGCCAUCACUUGCCAGGAUACAGAAUUUUGGCCAUUCUCUACGCCCAGGCAGCCACUCUGCCGUCACAUCUGCCCUCUAGAGGUCUCUGCAGUGAUCACACUGCUGUAUCCCACCAGCUUGAUACUUGUGUAACACAUGGGGAAACUGAGGCACGCACACAGUAUUGAGAGAAAACCUUAAGAACAAUCCCGCUUCAUCAGACCCCUCUGAGACCAGCCCAGGGGCACUUUCUCCAGUGGCUGGAACCAUUCUGAGCAUACCAGCCCCUGAGCCUGAACCUGCAAGCGAUGGAGAGACCUGGGGAAAGGGCUGGAGCUGGGCAGGGAAAUGACUCUGCACGAAAGGCGCCUUUCAGGGACUAGCUGGCUGAGGAAUCGCGUCCACGUUUCGCUCCAGAUCGUCCAGUCUUGCAGGGGACAGGGCAGGGAAAUGGCUGUGAUGGAGCCAGCUGAGAUGCCGGUGACCUUCGAGGAGGUGGCUGUGUAUUUCACCCAGGGGCAGGGGGCUCUGCUGGAUCCCGCUCAGAGAGCCCUCUACAGGGACGUCAUGCAGGAGAAUUACGAGACAGUGACCUCGCUGGGAUUCCCCCUUCCCAAACCUGACCUGAUCGCCCGACUGGAACGAGGGGAAGAGCCAUGGGUGCCCGAUCUCCAGGCCGGUGAGGAAAGAGAGAUCCCGAGAGUCACCCACACAGGUGAUAAGAGAGUGAGUGAAAACGAGGAGGGGAAUCAACAGCAGGAGAUUCCUGGGUACAGGGAAUCACAGGGCACCUUUGUGGGAAGACCCCAUAAGUGCUUAAACUGUGGAAAAAGUUUCAUAUGGAGGUCACAACUUGUUUUACAUCAUCGAAUCCACACAGGAGAGAGACCCCACAAGUGCUUAGACUGUGGGAAAAGUUUCAUACGGAGGUCAAACCUUCUUAAACAUCAGGCAAUCCACACAGGAGAGAGACCCCAUAAGUGCUUAGACUGUGGAACAAGUUUCAUAUGGAGGUCACACCUUGUUAGACAUCAGGCAAUCCACACAGGAGAGAGACCCCAUAAGUGCUUAGACUGUGGAAAAAGUUUCAUACGGAGGUCACAACUUGUUUUACAUCAGGCAAUCCACACAGGAGAGAGACCCCAUAAGUGCUUGGACUGUGGGAAAAGUUUCAUAUGGAGGUCAGAUCUUGUUAAACAUCAAGCAGUCCACACUGGAGAGAGACCUCAUAAGUGCUUAGAUUGUGGAAAAAGUUUUAUACAGCGAUCAACCCUACUUGGUCAUCAGGCAAUCCACACUGGAGCGAGACCCCAUAAAUGCUUAAUCUGUGGAAAAAGUUUCAUACGGAGGUCAGAUCUUGUUAAACAUCAAGCAGUCCACACUGGAGAGAGACCCCAUAAAUGCUUAAUCUGUGGAAAAAGUUCCAUACGGAGGUCAGAUCUUGUUAAACAUCAAGCAGUCCACACUGGAGAGAGACCCCAUAAAUGCUUAAUCUGUGGAAAAAGUUUCAUACGGAGGUCAGAUCUUGUUAAACAUCAAGCAGUCCACACUGGAGAGAGACCUCAUAAAUGCUUAGAUUGUGGAAAAAGUUUCAUACAGCGAUCAAUCCUACUUGAUCAUCAGGCAAUCCACACUGGAGAGAGACCCCAUAAAUGCUUAAUCUGUGGAAAAAGUUUCAUACAGAGGUCCUGCCUUGUUAGACAUCAGGCAAUCCACACUGGAGAGAGACCCCAUAAAUGCUUAGACUGUGGAAAAAGUUUCAUACAGAGUUCAGACCUUGCAAAACAUCAGAUAAUCCACACAGGAAAGAAAUCCCAUAAAUGUUUGGACUGUGGGAAAAGUUUUACACAAAGGUCAAAUCUUAUGGCACAUCAGGCAAUCCACACAGGAGAGAGUCCCCACAAAUGCUUAGACUGUGGGAAAAGUUUCAUACAGAGGUCCUGCCUUGUUAGACAUCAGGCAAUCCACACUGGAGAGAGAGCCCAUAAGUGCUUGGACUGUGGGAAAAGUUUUAUACGGAGGUCAGACCUUCUGAAACAUCAGGCAAUCCACACAGGAGAGAGACCUCAUAAGUGCUUAGACUGUGGGAAAAGUUUCAUACAGAGGUCCCACCUUGUUAGACAUCAGGCAAUCCACACUGGAGAGAGAUCCCAUAAAUGUUUAAUCUGUGGAAAAAGUUACAUACAGAGGUCCCGCCUUGUUAGACACCAGGCAAUCCACACUGGGGAGAAAGCCCAUAAGUGCUUAAUCUGUGGGAAAAGUUUCAUACGGAGGUCCCACCUUUUUAAACAUCAGGCAAUCCACACUGGAGAGAGACCUCAUAAGUGCUUAGACUGUGGGAAAAGUUUUAUCCAGACGUCCCACCUUGUUAGACAUCAGGCAAUCCACACAGGAGAGAGACCCCAUAAGUGCUUAGACUGUGGGAAAAGUUUUAUCCAGAGGUCCCAUCUUGUUAGACAUCAGGCAAUCCACACAGGAGAGAGACCCCAUAAGUGCUUAGACUGUGGGGAAAGUUUCAUACAUAGGUCCCACCUUGUUAAACAUCAAGCAAUCCAUACAAGAGGGAGACCAUAAGACUCUUGGAAAGGUUUCAGAAACAGAUUAGCCCUUCUAAAGAUCAGGCAAUCCACACACGCGAGAGAACCCCGUAAGUGCUUAGACUAUGGAAGAAUGUUUCAAAUAGAUGUCAUCCCUUGUUUUACAUCAGAGAAUCCACACAGAGGAGUGACCCCAUAACUGCUUAGCCUGUGAAAGACCUUUUAAAUGGAAGUCAGAACUUGUUUCAAAUUAGGCAAUUCACACAGGAGAGAGACCCUAUAAGUGUUUGGACCAUGUGAAAAGUUUCACACAAAGAUCGAAUCUUAUAACACUCAGAGGAUCCACACAGGAGAGAGACCGCAUCAGUGCUCAGACUGGAAAAAGUUUCCUACAUAGGUCAGACCUCGUUAAACAUCAGCUAAUCCACAGAGGAGAGAGAUCCCAUAAGUGCUUAGGCUGUGGGUAAAGUUUUAUAAGGAGCUCAGCCCAUGUUUUAGAUCAGAGAAUCCACACAGGAGACCCCAUAAGCGCUCAAACUAUGGAGAAAGUUUCAUACCGUGGUCAAGGCUCCUUAAUUAUCAGGCAAUCCUCGAAAGAGGGAGUCUCCGUAGAUGCUUAGACUGUGGAAAAAGUUUCAUACAGAGGUCAGACCUUGUUAAACAUCAGACAAUCCACACUGAAGAGAGAUCCGAUAAGUGCUUAGACCAGGGGUGGGCAAACUUUUUGGCCUGAGGACCACAUCGGGGUUGAAAACUUGUAUGGAGGGCUGGUUCAGGGAAGGCUGUGUCUCCCCAAACAGCCUGGACCCGCCUCCAUCUGACCCCCUCCCACUUCCUGCCUUCUGACUGCCCCCCUCAGUAUCCCUGAUCCAUCCAACCCCUCCUGCUCCUUGUCCCCUGACCGCCCCCUCCAGAGACCACCCACCCACCCCUAACCACCCCCCAGGACCUCAUCUGAAGGAUUCAUGCAGAGUUCAUGCACUUGGCAACAUUUAGGGCACACCCUGAGUGUUGUGUAGGAGCAGUGCACACACGGCUCCUCUCAAGGGCAUGAACCUUGGAAACUCGCCCAAAGGACAUGGACCGUGGGAAGCCUCCCAGGACUGGGCUCAAGGCCCGAGAGCAAGGAAUGCGGUAGAUAGAAAUUGGUAAAUAAGAAUCUUAAACAAAGCCAGUGUAAACUGGUGUUGUUAAUAAAUUGGAAGAAGAUAGUGGGGCUGUUGAUUAAUUGCAGUUAACUCGCAUGAUUAACUCAAAAAAAUUCAUUGGGGUUAGAAAAAUUAAUCUCAAUGAAUCACAUUGUAAAACAAUAGAAUACCAAUUGGAAUUUGUUAAAUGUUUUUGGAUAUUGUUCUGCGUUUUCUCAUAUGUUGAUUUCUCACAACAAAGAAUAGAAAGUGUACAGUGCUGACUUUAUAUUAUUUUUUAUUACAAAUAUUUGUACUAUAAACAUUCAAAACAAAAAUAGUAUUUUUCAAUUCACCUCA
This is a messenger RNA of Chelonia mydas (Green sea turtle), 4143 nucleotides long. Its product is annotated as zinc finger protein 585A-like. Gene Ontology annotation, molecular function: RNA polymerase II cis-regulatory region sequence-specific DNA binding; DNA-binding transcription repressor activity, RNA polymerase II-specific. The transcript is spliced from 6 exons. The record is from RefSeq and is a predicted model, not a curated record. Bases 468 to 2693 code for a protein of 741 amino acids. Gene Ontology annotation, biological process: negative regulation of transcription by RNA polymerase II. NCBI's taxonomy places the organism in Eukaryota, Metazoa, Chordata, Testudines, Cheloniidae.